Messenger RNA from Cladocopium goreaui, 6015 nucleotides. NCBI's taxonomy places the organism in Eukaryota, Dinophyceae, Suessiales, Symbiodiniaceae. The record is from the annotation of a GenBank genome assembly.
AUGGUUGUGGAAGAAAGAGUUGACCAACAAGUCAAGCUGAACCGCUGGGAGCGCCUGACGAUGGUGUUGCUGCAGCAUCAAGAGGACCAGGCCGUUGCUGAGAUCGCAGAGCAGAGGCAGCGCAAUAUGCAUUUGGUGAAGCAAAACCAAGAUCUUCAUAAGACCAUCGAUCUCCUUCAACAGGAACAGAAAAAGGCCGAAGUCCAAGUAGUCGAGACGCAAAAUGAGGCGAAAGCAGCGCAGGAGAAAUUCCGCAAGAUCCACGCUGGACUGUUGGAGCGUGUUCAAGUGGCAGAGCAGAAAUGCGAGAAGAAGGAGGAGGAUAUCAAGCUUUUACGCGAAGAGAUUGAAGAGCAAGAGCUGGAAAACAGUCAGUUCGUGAUGAAAGCUUCGUCCCCUAGGCUCCACCGAAACGAAUAUGUGGAGCUGGACCAUGACCUGCCUACGCUGGUGAUCCCUGACUCGGGUCCAGGUUUCCCCAGCCCACGGAUAUCCUCAGAGCCGCAGCUGGUACAACAAGCAGCGGCACAGAUUCGAAGAAAUUUGGCUUUGCAAAGGCGAAUGACUGGGUUGCUCAACUGGCGCUCCGAGACAACAGUUGGGAAGUUGCAGACUGACUUGGUCAUGGCUGGAUCCCCCGAGUUGUUGGGCCGAAGCGAAUGGAUCGCACCCGAGGUCCAGGAGUCCCUGCUGCAGCUGCGCAGCGAAUUGGAGGCAGAGAGGCGUCGGAGCAGUGAGGAGGCAGAGGAGUAUGAGGAUCACAUCACCAAGCUAGAAGAGAAGUUGACCCAGCUCCGCAGCAAGAGCCCUCCUAAAUCGCCCUCGCGUUCGCGAGCGUCCGCGCGGUUCUUUGGUGAGAAGUUGGCGGAAAUCCAGCGCGAACGCGAGAGCCGCAGUGUGCCUACAUUCCCAGCAGCUGAAUCAGGGAUCUCGACACAGAGGCUCUCAGCCCCUCUGGCGGGCUCGGCGACCUUUUCAGAGGACUUCCAGGCACCUGAUGCGCCAACUGCAUCACUGGAGUCGAAGUCUCGAUCCCAAGAGGAGCAUCAUGAGUUGCUGCGAAAAGCGGCAGAAGUCACCUGCGACGCAGAUGUCUUGUUGUCCGAACACCUCGCGGAGCGAACCAAGUCAAGGGAACAGGCGGCACAGUUAGAAGCUACCUGCGCACAGCUACAAGAGAGGCAUGCUCAGGAGCUGUCAAACGAGAGAGCUGCCUAUGAAGAACUGAACAGAAAGUUGAAGCAGCAAGGACUUGAUUUGCAAGAAGAGGCGGCCGAACGCGCGCUGCAGAGGAGCAUCACCUCUGAAAUGGCUGUGCAUCAAGUGGAAUGCGACAGUCUACGACACGAGCUGCACCUGCAGAGUGAGUUCUUGAAAUCUGAGGAAGAGGCCGCCGCGAAGUCUCGUCAGGCAGUUGAGCUCGACCAAAAGGUACAUUUAAAACAGCUCGAGGAGAAGAACUCGGAAGCCCAAAGGAGCAGUGCGUUGCUUCGGUCUGAGUGCGAAGAACUGUCCACAAGAACGGCGGAGGGCCAUUUGUUGGUGUCGCAAUUGGAGAUGCAGUAUCAGGUGCAGGAACAUCAGCUGGAAGAACUUCAAUCCAUGCAGUUGGAGAAGCACAAGAACCUGGAAAUGUCGGAGAAGGCGAGAAGGAGUGGCGAAGAGGAAUUGGUAGAGUACAAGUCUCUCUUCGAGCAGAGGAAGCAACAGCUGGAAGAGGAGAAGGUGGAGUUGCAGAAGACCAUUGAAGAUUUGGAGGAAUCUGAAGGGAACUGCCGAGAUCUACUGGAAGAAACACUGGCGAAACUGGCGAAAGAGAAGGAAGCAAGACUGGCUCUUGAGAUGAAGCCGGAGCAGCUUGCUGGUCCUGCCACAUUGGCCACUGACGACGUGGUCAGAGACGAUGGUCCAACGUUGGCGGACCGCGUGGCAGUAUUGAUGCAACGAAAUGUGAACAUUCAAAGGCAGAUGGCUUCACUCUUGGAACAACAAAUGGCGGCCCGUAGCGAGGUGAGCGAGGCGGCUCCUGAGAAACAGUUUGGAUCACCAUCCAAAGAGGCAGCAGAUAAUGAUCAACCAGAAGAGCGCAGCAAGAGUCGCACGAGAACUCGCCAGUCCCUGCGGGUUUUUGGGCAACACGUGCUGAUGGAGCGACAAAGCCGCCGCGGAGUCGGAGACGACGUGGUCCCCGGCAGGGAUCAAGCCAGCAGCGCAGGUGCAAAAGAGGAGCCCGAAAAGGGGCCCUCGGUGGAGCCUGUGGCCGUAUCGCCGGCCACGGCGCUCCGAACCUUCUCGAUGAUGGCGCAGCGGGAGGCAGAAGAGUUAGAAAAAGUCUGGCGAGAGAUGCAAGGAGCAACGGCAAGAGAACUGGCUGAAGAACGUGCCAAGACUACGGCCUUGAGACUGGCGCUGCAGCAACGAGGUGAAGAAAUGCAAGAGGAGCAGCAAAGGCUCGUGGGCCUAGAGGCAGAGCUGGAGAGGAAAGUGCAGGCUGAGCUGAAGGUGGCUGAAAGGCAGCAAGAUUUGGAGAAACGCAUCCAGACGAUGCAGAGCAAAGAACACGAAAAGGAUGCGCUUGCCAAAGAAAAGAUUGAACUGCAGCAGCGCAUUCAGAUGCUAGAGGAUGCUGAGCAGAAGAAGCAAGAGAUUGAGAAAGAAAGAGAGGAGUUGAAGCGCCGCAUUCAGAUGCUGGAAAGUGCAGAGGAGGAGAAGAAUAUCUUGGAAAAGGACAAGCAAGAUUUGGAGAAACGCAUCCAGACGAUGCAGAGCAAAGAACACGAAAAGGAUGCGUUUGCCAAAGAAAAGAUUGAACUGCAGCAGCGCAUUCAAAUGCUAGAGGAUGUUGAGCAGAAGAAGCAAGAGAUUGAGAAAGAAAGAGAGGAGUUGAAGCGCCGCAUUCAGAUGCUGGAAAGUGCAGAGGAGGAGAAGAAUAUCUUGGAAAAGGACAAGCAAGAUUUGGAGAAACGCAUCCAGACGAUGCAGAGCAAAGAACACGAAAAGGAUGCGCUUGCCAAAGAAAAGAUUGAACUGCAGCAGCGCAUUCAGAUGCUAGAGGAUGCUGAGCAGAAGAAGCAAGAGAUUGAGAAAGAAAGAGAGGAGUUGAAGCGCCGCAUUCAGAUGCUGGAAAGUGCAGAGCAUGAGAAGAAUAUCUUGGAAAAGGAAAAGCAAGAUUUGGAGAAACGAAUGGAGAUUAUGCAGAGCACAGAGAAAGAAAGAGUUGCGCUGGCUAAAGAGAGGAUAGAAAUGUAUGAACGCAUCCAGAUGCUAGAGGAUGCUAAGAAGGAAAAGCAAGCCCUGGAAAGGGAAAGACAAGAGUUGAAACGCCGCAUUCAGACGCUGGAAAGUGCAGAGCAGGAGAAGAAUAUCUUGGAAAAGGAUAAGCAAGAUUUGGAGAAACGCAUCCAGACGAUGCAGGGCAAAGAACACGAAAAGGAUGCGUUUGCCAAAGAAAAGAUUGAACUGCAGCAGCGCAUUCAGAUGCUAGAGGAUGCUGAGCAGAAGAAGCAAGAGAUUGAGAAAGAAAGAGAGGAGUUGAAGCGCCGCAUUCAGAUGCUGGAAAGUGCAGAGCAGGAGAAAAAUAUCUUGGAAAAGGAAAAGCAAGAUUUGGAGAAACGCAUCCAGACGAUGCAAAGCAAAGAGCGCGAAAAGGAUGCGCUUGCCAAAGAAAAGAUUGAAAUGCAGCAGCGCAUUCAGAUGCUAGAGGAUGCUGAGCAGAAGAAGCAAGAGAUUGAGAAAGAAAGAGAGGAGUUGAAGCGCCGCAUUCAGAUGCUGGAAAGUGCAGAGCAGGAGAAAAAUAUCUUGGAAAAGGAAAAGCAAGAUUUGGAGGAGAAACGCAUCCAGACGAUGCAAAGCAAAGAGCGCGAAAAGGAUGCGCUUGCCAAAGAAAAGAUUGAAAUGGAGCAGCGCAUUCAGAUGCUAGAGGAUGCUGAGCAGAAGAAGCAAGAGAUUGAGAAAGAAAGAGAGGAGUUGAAGCGCCGCAUUCAGAUGCUGGAAAGUGCAGAGCAGGAGAAAAAUAUCUUGGAAAAGGAAAAGCAAGAUUUGGAGGAGAAACGCAUCCAGACGAUGCAAAGCAAAGAGCGCGAAAAGGAUGCGCUUGCCAAAGAAAAGAUUGAAAUGCAGCAGCGCAUUCAGAUGCUAGAGGAUGCUGAGCAGAAGAAGCAAGAGAUUGAGAAAGAAAGAGAGGAGUUGAAGCGCCGCAUUCAGAUGCUGGAAAGUGCAGAGCAGGAGAAAAAUAUCUUGGAAAAGGAAAAGCAAGAUUUGGAGAAACGCAUCCAGACGAUGCAAAGCAAAGAGCGCGAAAAGGAUGCGCUUGCCAAAGAAAAGAUUGAAAUGCAGCACAUUGAGUUAGAGCAGUCUGAGCAGAAGAAGCAAGAGAUUGAGAAAGAAAGAGAGGAGUUGCUGCAGCGGGCCAAUGGCCGGGUCAAGCUGGAAAUGGCUGAGCUUCAGAGCAGAUGCCACAGCAGCGACGAGGCUGCCCAGCGCGAGGCGCAGACAUCCGAAAUCUUGCGCAUCGAGUUGCAAGCUGCAAAGGACUCGUUGUUGCAGCUGCGGGAGAAAAGGACAUCACGAAGUCACACGGAUGAGGCAGAAAAGCUUCAGACACAGCACGAGAUCAAUGAGCUCCAGGAGACCCUUCUCCGCCAUCAGAUGGAAUGCCGAGCACUGCACGGAGAGGUGGAACAGUCAAAGCUUGGUAGCGAAGCAGUGCAGCAGAGCUAUGCCCAGGAAAUCUGCCAGCUACGGAAGGAGGUCACACAACAAGGUUUGGCCAAGCUUGACAACGAACAGGCCAUUCAGAACUUAGAGAUGCUGGCAGAAUCACAAGAGGAACUUGGAAGCAUGUUGGAAGAACAGGCAGCCCGGCAGCAGCAGGUUAGACGUCGAAGCCACACGAUGGAAGAGCUUCGAGAAGAAUUCCAACAGCAAGGGACUGCCCUGCAAGACUUGUCGCAAAAAGUGGGUUUCUACCAGCAGGGUUUGCUCUCUGAAGAAGCUGUUUUGGAGCGAGCGGAAGUGGAGCUGGCAGAGUGGCAAGAAGAAUAUCAAAGUGCUCACAAAGAGGCCAACCGGAGCUCAAAGUUGGAGGAACAGGCAGCUUUGACGUAUCAGGUGGAGCUUUUGGCAGCCCAGGAUGAUGUUCGAAAGCUGAAGAAGUCAUUGGUGGACGUGUCAGUGCAAAGGUCGGAGACUGCCGCAAAGCAACGCGAAGAUGCACAGCAGGUCAGACAGAGAGAGCAGGAACUCGCCGCAAGAGCUUCCCAACUUGAAAUGAGGUGUAAAGCUCAAGAACAUCAACUCCAGAUUGCAAUGCAGUCGAGGAAAUCGGAGGUGGAAAGUGAGGACCGCACAGGCUCGUCACUGGAGAAUAUGUGUGAGCGUAUUCGAGGGGAUUGCUAUCGCGAGCUGGAAUCCAUUGAGCUCUCUACUGCCUUGGCGCAGCAGGAAGCAUUUGAGCUGAAGGAAGCUCAACUGCAGAUGGAGAUCAAACAUGAUGUUCUGUUGGAAGAAGUCAGCCAAUGGAGAUCAGAAGGAUUGGAAGCUGCUGAAUACUCGAGGCAACUUGCAAGGCUGAACACGGAACUUGCCAGAGUGCAGAAAGAAUGUGAAGGCUUGAGGUGUUUGGAGGUGAACCAGCCACAUGCAGAUCUGGUUCAGAACGAGGAGGCUACAGCCUUUGCUGAAGCUUUGCAAUUGGAGCUUUUUGAUCUCAAGGAAGAGAUGUUGCAGUUGGAGCAGCAGUCCGUGGCAGACGCCGAUGCCGCGCAAAGGUCCCAACGGACGAUUGCAGCCCUACGCACGCAGAAUGAGAAGCUGCGGCACAAAUACGACGAGGCGAGGCUUUCGGAAUCUGAAGCCACUGCCAUGGCCAUUGAUCUCGCGCUGAAGUCCCGAGGUCAUGAACUGUUUGAGGACAUGGCAUCUCAGAGCCUGGGCGAUAUAUAUAUAUCACAAAUGUUUGAAUGCAUUAUGGACAGUAUAUUUCCCCCCUUAAACCCUGGAAUAUUUGGUGGGUAA